Molecule: messenger RNA, 1138 nt
Organism: Pogonomyrmex barbatus (red harvester ant)
Lineage: Eukaryota; Metazoa; Arthropoda; Insecta; Hymenoptera; Formicidae
Product: meiotic nuclear division protein 1 homolog
Biological process (GO): reciprocal meiotic recombination
Cellular component (GO): nucleus
Molecular function (GO): double-stranded DNA binding
Source: RefSeq, a predicted model, not a curated record
CUAAUUAAUAUAUCAAAAUUAAUUUUUUGCAAAAUGAUUACUACAAAUUUUGUUAAUAGAAAUAAGGAUAUGAUGAAAACAGGAUAUGAUGAUAGAAAUGAUAAUAGAUUGAUCACAGAAAUUCAGUGAAUAGAAUCAGCUAAUAAAUCAAUGACUAUAAAUGUAAACGAUGUUAAAUAGUUACGAAAUAACCGAUUACUUAAUUUCUAUUACAAAAUUAUAUCCGCCUGUUUCAAAAGAAUACAAAUUUAACAUAAAAACAGUUUAUGCUAUAAGCAAUAUUCAGAUCGAAUCAGAUCAAAUCUGCCGGCAUGUUGGAAUAUUGUUAAUACUUGGUGAAGUUUUACUUGAAACUCUCAUGCUCUUUAAUUUAAAUAUAAUAAAAUUAUACUGAUGUAAUUUUAUUUUGCAUAAAAAUUUUGUAAAACACAUUUGAAAAGUAAAAAUUAUUGCUUGAUAUUGUGACGAAAAAUAAACAAGCGGAAUGUUCUUGAAGACAAUACACAGAUACCAUGUCUAAGAAGAGAGGAGUUUCUCUUGAUGAGAAACGUACGAGAAUGAUGCAAAUAUUUUACGAGAAGAAAGAAUUUUUCACAUUGAAGGAACUUGAAAAUAUCGGGCCAAGGGAAAAAGGUAUCACAGUGCAAACUGUCAAGGAUGUGUUACAAGCUUUAGUGGACGACGGUUUAGUGCGAUCUGAAAAAAUUGGUACUUCUACAUACUUCUGGAAAUUUCCUGGAGAAAAUAUUACAGCAACGGAGCGCAGAAUAGCUGAUACAAGUAAAAAGCUAGUAGAGGCAGAAUUCAAACUUGAGAAGUUGAAAGAAGAGGUACAAAAAGAAAAGAAAUUGAAGAAUGAUACAGAAGAGAAGAGGAAGUUCUUAAAGGAGAUAGAGCAACUGAAGAAAGAAGAACAGGAGAUUAAGAACCACAUUGCUAAAUUCUGCAACGCUGAUCCAGAAAUGAUUGCAGAAAUGAAUAAGAAGGCACAGAAAUACAAAAAUGGGGCCAAUACAUGGACAGACAAUAUUUUCGCUAUACAAAGUUGGUGUAAGAAUAAAUUCGGCGUCUCGGAGCAAGAUCUUAAUAAACAGUUUAAUAUUCCCGAGGAUUUGGACUAUAAAGAAUAAAUUUAAAG